CUCGCGGCGUGACACACAUUCCGCGCUGACUGACGGAACGCUACGUCCGCGUUUUCUUGCUGAAUUUACACUAUUUUUUGCGCGUUAUCGUAGUGCAUUGUCUAAUUUAUCGCCGUUAUCGAGUGACGUGCCGUCCUCUCGUUUUGUUUCCGAGUUGUGUUCGCGCGGCGUAGACGCUACGAGCGUUAUCACAAUAUCUGGUGAUAACACGCUCAACGCGAUCUCGGGAUCUCGCGUUCUGGUAUUUCCUCACGAUUGUGCGGUUCUGUUCAGUGUUUUUUAUGUUGUUGCAAUUGUUUUGAUUUUUUGUGCUCCACAGUUGCAAGUGUUUUUUAAGCAAGUUUGAAAUAAAGUGACUUGAAAAGUUUACGACCAAAGUGACCAAAGCCAGUGUGCAAUAAAAAAAAUAUUUAUAAUAAAGAAGAAAACUAUUUAUUGAAGAUUUUUUUAUUAAAAUUCUAGUGAAGUAAUACAAUUACUUAGUAAGUUUAGUGUAAAAAAUAAAAUAAAAAUCGAAAUCCAUAUCAAAGACCUACGACUACAAAUAAAAACAAAAAUAAAAACUAAAAAACCAAAAUAAAAAGUACCAGGAGAACAUAACACGCCAGAGGCGGCGCGCUAAAUUCGAAAUUUCAAUCGCCUCGCUAGUUCGCGUGAGUGACCGCUAGAUGGCGCGGUGACAAAGUGGCCUACAUGCCAGUGGCGCUGGGCUCGCUCGGCGGCGAGGGCGAGUACCGCGAGUACGGCCACCAUCUCUCGCCGCACCACCCCCCGCACCCGCCGCACCUCCAGUACCAUGAGUACGCGCCGCCGCCGCCGCCGCCUCUCUACCACCCGAUUCCGGACCCCUACUUCAGGCGGCACGCGCCCUACUUCGGGCAGCCAGACUACAGAGUUUACGAGCUCAACAAACGGCUGCAGCAGAGGACAGAGGACUCUGACAACCUGUGGUGGGACGCGUUCGCGACGGAGUUCUUCGAGGACGACGCGACCCUCACCCUCACAUUCUGUUUAGAAGAUGGACCUAAGAGAUACACGAUAGGAAGGACGUUGAUACCGCGGUACUUCCGCAGUAUAUACGAGGGCGGAGUCUCCGAGCUGUACUACACGAUGCGGCAGCCUAAGGAGUCCUUCCACAACACAAGCAUCACGCUGGACUGUGACCACUGUACGAUGGUCACGCACCACGGGAAACCAAUGUUCACUAAAGUGUGCACAGAAGGCAGGCUGAUCCUGGAGUUCACGUUCGACGACCUGAUGCGCAUCAAGUCGUGGCACCUGGCCGUGCGCGCGCACCGCGAGCUGAUCCCGCGGCAGGCCGUGCACCCCCCCGACCACGCCGCCCUCGACCAGCUCGCCAAGAACAUCACGCGGCAGGGGAUCACCAACUCCACGCUUAACUACUUGAGGUUAUGCGUGAUCCUGGAGCCGAUGCAGGAGUUGAUGUCCCGUCACAAAGCGUACGCGCUGUCGCCGCGGGACUGCCUCAAGACGACGCUCUUCCAGAAGUGGCAGCGGAUGGUGGCGCCACCUGAGUCGCAGCGGCCGGCCAGCAAGCGCCGCAAGCGCAAGGGCAGCGCGGGCGCCAACGCGGCGCCGCCCGCGCCCGCCAAGAAGCGCUCGCCCGGACCCAACUUCAGCCUCGCCUCACAGGACGUGAUGGUGGUCGGCGAGCCGUCGCUGAUGGGCGGCGAGUUCGGUGAUGAAGACGAGCGGCUGAUCACGCGGCUGGAGAACACGCAGUACGAGGGCGACGCCGGCGAGUGGGCCGCGCCGCCGCCCGCCUCGCCCGCCAAGACGCCGCCGCCCACGCACUGACUCCGCCCGCCGCCCGCCGCCCGCCGCUGCCGGUGAUGGCGCACGCCCUGCCCGCUCUGGCGCCCUGCUACUCCAUCGGGACACCGCUGGCGAGAUGACAGUCGCACUUCCUACUAACUUCUAGCGCCCUGGUACUUUGACUCCGACGGAGCUUUAGCACGAUAGAGGCACGACGCCGCUGCGGCCCUGGUACUUCGCGAGACUGAGUGCGGUGAUACGGGACGGCUCGCGUACUUCCUACUGAGUUCUGACGUCCUGGUACUCUGGGGCUGUGUGCGGGGUUUUGGUAUGCAGGAGGCAACCGCCUGGUCCUGCUGGGGGCUGGUGGCUGCUGCCGAGGCAGACAACCCCCAAGCCGCUGCGACCCUGGUACUCUGGGGGACUGUGACGCGGCUUUAGGAUGCAGGAGAAGGCUCGGCCACCGCCGUAUUGACGUUGAGCACAGCAGUGAUGAUAGACACACUUCCUAAUGAGUUCUGGCGCCCUGGUACUUCUCGAAAGACACGCGGGUUACGGGAAGUUUCCGGUCUAAUGUGAUCCGAGCCGAUGUUUGCGUACUUCCUACUACGUUCUGACGCCCUGGUACUUUGAGAGACUGUGACGGGGCUUCGGUAUGCACGAGGAGCGUUGCGAGCGGGAGUUUCUCGGCAGACUACAGCGGUGGUGAUACACGCUUCCUAAACUCUGGCUUCCUGGUACUUUGCAAGUGUACAGGAGGCAGCAAGGCUACGUGCGGGGAGUGCUGUCUUGGCCGGCUUCAGUGAUACUCGUGUUGGCACACUUCCUACAAAGUUCUGGCGCCCUGGUACUCGGCAGAGCCAGUACCAAGACUAUGCGGCUCGAGUGUACAGACACGUAACCUCGCACACUUUCCUACUAAGUUAUGUUAGCCUGGUACUCUAACAGACCAUGACGCGGCUUCGCGGUCGCCUACCAAGAGGGCUGAGAACGCCACAUUGAUAAAUAUUGCUAUUUGACAUUUGUCGACAUUGCACACUUAUUUUUACAUGCGAAAAUGUCAAUUAGCAAUAUUGUUUUUUAAAUCAAUUCUUUCGAUGUGACCUUUUCAACCCCCGUCGAAAUGAGGAGUUUUCCAGUUUAGUAAUUUUUAGUUCUUUUAAAAUGAAAAGAGAUGGCGCUCAAAUCACUUUUGGAAGUUUAUACAAGCAAAUAAAUGAAAGCAAAAUGAAGCAGUCAAUUUAUUUGCAUCAUUCGUUAUAAUUUAUUAAUAACUAGCUUCUGCCCGCGACUUCGUCCGCGUGGCGUGUUAUAAAAGAGAGAUCUUUGUGUGUGUGGGAGUGCAUAUCAAAUUUCAAGCAUCUAAUUUAUGCAGUUUAGAUUUCUUCAUACAAUUUUUUUUCCCGCUAACUCCCCAUUUUUCAAAAUACAGCCAUAACUAAACUUUAUAUUUACUAAGGUAUGCAUGCAUGCUAGAUUGAAAACAUCUAUCCUACGCGGUUUCGAUUUUUUCAUACAAAUUUUUCUUCCUGCUAACUCCCGUUUCCGUGAGAAUUUUGCAAUAUCCUGUUGAUACUAAGCCUUAAUUUAACUAAGGUACCUGCAUGCCAAAUUUCAAGCGUCUAGCUUAAGCGGUUUAGAUUUUUCAUACAAAAGGAUUUUCCCGCUAAUUCCCGUUCCCGUGGGAAUUCCGGGAAUUCCUUUCUUAGUGCACCUCUACGGUACCUAAGCUACAUCCCUUCCAAAUUUCAAGUACCUACGUUUAGCCGUUUAGGCUGUGCGUUGAUAUGUCAGUCAGUCAUUUUCUCCUUUUAUAUAUUUAGAUACAAUAUAAUGACAGAAGCGUAUAUCAAAGUUAUUGUUGCUUGAUGUUUUGAUCACAUUAUGUAUAGAAUUAUGUUGCUACCAUAUAUUGCUUCUCUUUAUUUUGAUCAGAAUAAUAAUGGGUGCAGGAUGUAAUUGUAUAAAUAAAAAGGGUCAUCAUUUGUACCCAAAAACAAAGAUAAAAUAUGCAUAUGUCUGUUAUUCAUGAAAGAAGGUUGAAUGAAGAACAAACUGUACAGCGCUAUCUAUGUUGAUUUCCAGGAACGUACUCUAGAAAGUCUCAUUAGGUCAUAAGAUAUCUUUCCUUGGGUACGUUAAGUUGAGCGCCCCAUAACCCUACAAUAAUAUUGUACAAUCCUUUAAUUGUGCAAUAAUAUUGAAUAACCCCUUUGAUUCCAAACGUUCAAUAAAUUCUCUCAAUAAAAUUGACAAACCAGUCUGAACAAUAUUUUCGUGCGAGCAACAUGUAAGACGACGAAGUUUUGGCGGCAAAAAUAAUACCGUGACUGACCGAUCGCGACCGAAAACUAAAAUGAAGAAUAUUGCGCAAUGUUAAGCCUACACAGUGAAAGAAAAAAAUAUUGCCCAAUAAAAAUUAAGCUCGCUCAAUCUUUUGUUCAAUCAUUGUGCAAUGUUUGAAUAUUGUGCAAUAUUAUUGUAGGUGUAUGAGGCGCCUUGUGAUGCCGAAUAAAGUUGUCCUAAAGCAUAGCGCCAUCUCUGUAUUAUAGACGUAACUAACUGGAAACCUGCUCAUUGACAUAGUACCGAGAAAAAUCGAUACUUCACUUUGAAAAACCUACAGUAUUUCUGACGUAACCACGGAAGGCUGGCCAAGAACACAUCGACAAAAUUGUGAUUUUUUUUUUUUUUUUUAUAAGGGUUAUGGCCUGGAAUCAAGUCCUUUGGGCCAACAAAAUUGUGACAUUUCGAGGAAGUGUGGCCACUAUAAAAAAAAGUUAAACUAGUGUUGCGACGUUCAAUAUCGAUAGUUAUGUAUAAAUAUUGUUUUUGUGUCGAAAUCGAUUUUGGUGUUAAUAAAAAAUCAAUGAAAAAUGCAUCUCAAACGGAAAUUGUACUGAAAUUGAAUUCGUAAUUUUUAUUCGACGAAUGAUACAAAAUGAAAGGGUGUUAAAAAUACGUCGGUCUAUGUACAAUUUACAAGUGAAGUCGUAUUUUUGCAGGUUUCAGAAAUAUACAUUUAGGAUGAAAUGAAUUAAGUACUCAAUUUCCGUUUGGGAAAGACGUUUUUAAUCUCUGUACUUUUAGGGCCCAGACCUUCGAUCGUAAUAUAUUGGUAGCGAUACGCCUCGUUUGGAUUUGAAUUAGAUUAAACCGUGCGACAUUAGGACGUUUUUGAGAUACUUGAUUAUUUUUAGGUACCGGAUUUUCACCAUUGGUGCUAAUUCCUGUAAAUACCAUCUAAUUUUAUUUUAAGUUAUAUCUGUCAUUUUCUUAUCCGCCGAAAAGGAAAGGGACGGGUAAUCGAUAAGCAUAACAUUUAUGGAACACACAUCAAUUUAAGCACAAAUCUAAAACAACCGUCUAACAGAAUUAAGACAGAAUUAAGUUGACUGCACACGUUAAACGGUUUGCAUACCAGCGAGAUACCUUUUUGAUUCGCCCGGGUUAUUCAUUCAUUUACUCUCAUUCUUACUAAAAUUAAGAGCUGUCAGUCAUCCGUCCCUUUCCUUUUCGGCGGAUAAGAAAAUGACAAGUAUAACUUAAAGUAAAAUUAGGAGGUGUCUGUAGGAAUCGGGGCCAAUGAGUUAUUAACUUAUCGUAAGUGCAGUUGGCAACACGGUUGGCUCGACCAUUAUAGAAGGUCUAACAGAAAGCUCGAUGAGGUGUGGGUACUUUGAACUCGAUUCGCGGCGGAUAUACGGUCACGAGCAUUAAUAUGUAUACACUUUGGUACCAUGUCACAUUAACUUUUUUGACAAAUUGAACUGUAAGUCUCACUAUAUCAAAUAUGUUAAUGCGACAGAGUCCUAAAGUGGGUACAUUAUAUUGCUCAUGACUGUAGGUACCUCUGACUACCCCAAUUGGGAGAUAGUCGUGAGUUUAUGUUGAUUUUUUAAAUUUUGUUUGCAUUUGUGUGCGUAGCACAGUACCAAUAUAUAUGAUCGAUGGUCUAAACAGACUUAACUCGAUUCAUUGCGUUCUCUUUUUCAAUAAGGGUUAUAUUUUAUUUAUCCUAGUACUUUGAGGGGUCAUUGUGCCAAUAUCUGAACAAUGUUGCCUAUAAGUUAUAAUAUGCCGUCAUUUCGGUGAGGGUGUGCUGCCGGCAAAGGAUGUUUUCGGCGUACCGAACAGAGCAUAAUACCCCGCUAGCCACAAGUUGAUAGUGUGACUAGGGAUCGACGAUCCAACGGUGUUAUGUUGGAAGUUGUAUAUAUGCGUCACGCUGUGCAAACUUCGAUAGCGCGUUUCAGGACAUCUGUCAACGCCAUCUGUCGCAUGUGGGCGGAACUAGCUGGCCAACUAGUUGGGUGCGCCACAAAUCAAAUAAAUACGAUAAUUUUAACUUCGAUGCGACGUCUUCAUAUAAAAAGCAACAUUGUUGAGAAUAGGCGCAUAGGUGAAUAAAAAAUAACUCUAUAUUAUAUCUUGUCUGCUAAUUCGAUGAGAAAUAAUAAAUUAGUCUAUGAUUAGAGAGAAAAAAUAUCACUUUCGUAUUAACAGAACCAAAGUUCGAAUUUGUAAAAGAAUAGUUUUUUUUAUUGUAAUAUUGAGCAAAGGCGGGCUAUUCCCAGACCAUAGACAAUCUAUUAUUAUUUUUUUCAUCGAAAAAGGAGACAGGAUGUAGUGAUGUUACUUUGUAUCGAUAUUAAAUAAACGGUAUUUCUUGUAUGUGUUGUAUAUUAUCGAGUUUUUUUGAAUAGACAGAAAUAUCGUUGCGAAUAUCGAUACGAUAACAUCACUAAUUAUCAAUGAGGGACUUUCCAAUCGACGUUCCCCAAAGACACGAUAGAUGGCGUUGUUCACUUUUAACGUGAUAAUUACCUAUUUUCACAUUGCUGGGAUACAUAAUUAUUCAAAAAUGUAAUGUGUAUGUAAUGGCAGAGACAUAAAAAACUAAUUGUUGCCUGAUAUUUGGAUCACAUUAUGUAUAGAAUGAUGUUGCUACCUAUAUUGGUUCUCUUUGUUUUGAUCAGAAUAAUAAUGGGUGGAAGUUGUAAUUGUACCUUGGUGUAAUAAAAAGGGUCAUCAUUUAUACCCAAGAACACAGAUAAAAGAUGCAUAUGUCUUAUCCAUGAAAUUAGAAGUUUAAACGAAGAAAAAACUCAACAACGCCAUCUAUCGUGUUUUUGGGGAACGCCGAUUGGAAAAUCCCUCAGUAAAUAUAUAUAUUUAAUAGUAAAAAUGUUUAAUUGUACAAAAAUCUAUCAGAUUAAUUUAAAAUACUUAUUAAAUCGAAGUUGUACCUAGUAAAAUUUAAAAAUUGUAAAUUGAUUUUCUGUAAAAUAAAUCGAUGGAUAUUUGAAGUGUGGCAACACUGAGGCGGUGGUUCCCUGUGUACUAAACCCGUGAGUUUGUCUACGGAAUGUACGGUGACCAGUCUUAGACACAUAUGUGUACAUUUGAUAACACUGUCGCAUUUACAGACUUGACAUACGCCAUAGAUUUAUAAACUGUAUAGGUCUGCGGUGCAAGAGAGACAGAGCGAUGCGAAAUACUAUGUUAGAGCGAGAUAGAUAGACGACGCUCUUUAUACGCGUCUUUCAAUCAUACGUCAAUCAGGACUUCUCUCUCUCUAUUUAAGAGCUGCGCUCUUGUCGGUGGAGUAAUCGCCAUUCCUCUCUCCUUCCCGCCAAAUCCUUCACCUCCCGAUGCGACACGACCUGCACCUUCUCUUUUAUUUGUUUCAUAAAUGUUAUCCUAGGUCUACCCCUUCCUCUCUUCCCUUCAAUUUUUCCUUCUAUAAUGUUUUUAUAAAUGAAUCGUGUCGUAUCAAAAAUCGACCUUAUUAUUACUGUACUGUGAUCGUUAUUUGAAGAGUCAUACUGUUUGUUUAAAAGUUUGACCACUAUGGUUUCUUGUCAAUCAGAAUAUAGGCCGUUCAAAUUAUGAUCACACUGCGAUAAUAAUAAGGUCGAUUUUCUCUGAAUCAGAAGUUAUGAUUGACGAAUGAUUGAAAGAUGUAACAUCGCUAAUACAAGGUUACACGCAUAUAAUGAGCCUCGUCUAUCUAUCUCGCUCUGACACAGUCUUUUACAUCGCUCUGUCUCUCUUGCACCGCAGACCUAUACAGUGUAUACCCUCGUAUAUUGGGUCAUAGUGUAUUCUAUAAAAUAAAAUCAAACCAGGACCAUUGUUAUUGAUUCCUGUACACACCAUCUAAUUUUAUUUUAAGUUAUACCUGUCCUUUUCUUACCCACCGAAAAAGAAAGGGACGAGUAAUCGACAGGCAUAAAAUUUAUGGAACACACGUCAACUUUAGGCGGAAAUCCUAAACAAAAUACGUCGAUAACUCGACAGAAUUAAGUUGACAGCACACGUCACUCAUUUUAAAAUUAAGGAAUCAAUCAUCUGUCCCUUUCCUUUUCGGCGGGUAAAAGAAGGACAGAUUAACUUCUUCAAACAUAAUGGCUAACCACAUCGCCGUUCUGGGGGUAAAAAGGCCAGAUUAAAGCAAUUCAUCAAAAAAGCAACAUUGCUAUUUGACAUUUGCGCUUAUGAAAGUAAGUAGCAAUAUUGCUUUUUUGAUGUGGCCUUUUUCAUGAUAUACGAAAACCAGGUAUGCUCAAGCCGCCAUUGGUGGCCCAUUGAUGACGUAGCGUAAGUGUUGCCAUUAAAUUGGUAUCUCCAACAUUCCAAGGACAUAAAUUUUAUUAUUGAACAUAACAUAAACUGCCUAUAUACGUCCCACUGUUGGGCACAGGCCUCCCCUCAAUCAACCGGAGGGGGUAUGGAGCAUACUCCACCACGCUGCUCCACUGCGGGUUGGUGAGGAUUAUUGAAAAUUAAGUAAAUUACUGACUAAUGUAUUUAAUUACUAUUAUUUGUCUCAUAUAUAAAAAUUAUUAAAUCUAAGUAAAUUUGUUACUAUAAGUACAAAAUUGCUAAGUAAAUUAAAAAUAUUGGACGUGGGUAAUUUUUUUUUACGAAAUUGCAACACAGGUUCGGAUGACGUCAGCUGGGCUAACCUUGAAAUGUUAGCUGUCAGUUUUGAGCAUACCUGUUUUUUUUCCUUUAGCCCCCUGGUGUUCGAAGAACUACCUUAAAUGUCAGCAGGAAUCGGGGCCUGUCAAUCUGUCAUAUAAGUUAAUUUGACACGGUUAUGAAGUGUACAUACUUAUUGUGCGUGACUCUACCCGCGUUGUACGCGCGUGCGGUUGGCGUACCGACGGCGGGUUGUAUAGUUAUAAUGUAUUUAAUUUUUGAAUUUUAAAAUGCGGGCACAUGGAUUAUGUGACAGAAUAUAAAUAAAUGAAUAAAUAUAGGCCUUAACCGAUA
Pectinophora gossypiella (pink bollworm) is the source of this 9057-nucleotide messenger RNA. RefSeq names its product LIM domain-binding protein 2 (gene Chi). Gene Ontology annotation, molecular function: LIM domain binding. The coding region runs from base 694 to 1818 and encodes 374 amino acids. Gene Ontology annotation, cellular component: transcription regulator complex; nucleus. Lineage: Eukaryota; Metazoa; Arthropoda; Insecta; Lepidoptera; Gelechiidae. The transcript is spliced from 9 exons. Gene Ontology annotation, biological process: nervous system development; positive regulation of transcription by RNA polymerase II; negative regulation of transcription by RNA polymerase II. The record is from RefSeq and is a predicted model, not a curated record.